AUGGAGAGCGUGCGCCGCCGAACGGAAGAACGUCCUGCGAACGAGCAACCUCCCGCCAACACUCCAUGUCCCUCUCGAAUUAUAACACUCAAUGUUCGCUUUCCACCCGUCGAUACGCAAAAUACUCAAGUAGUCCAGGCUACUAGAGUAAAUGAAACAACUCAAGGUACAUCAGUCCAAUUUUUGACUCGAAAGUAGUUGAAUCGUCAUGCUAAUUUAUCCUAACUUUUCGAAUAGCCGCGCAAUCUACUUCCGCUCCCACAGAGUCGAGUCACCGAGCUGAAGUUGCGACCGGUCCUACUUCCGCUGCUAAUGUUGAUACAACCGAUGCUGGUACAAAUAACUCUGUUUCUCAAGGCUCGGGAAAGAAACGACUGGUCUGGGGUCACAACCGCGUAAGUCAAAAUGACGUACUUUUCGCUCUCUAAGACAAGUGUCUUUCCCAUCUCUACUCCCCUACCUAACUCACCAGAGUGUGUACGUAGAAUACCUAGAAAAGAAGUGAAUCAUCCGACUUACUUUCCCACACCGUACUCUUAGUUCUCCACAUCCAUCACUUGCAACUUGUGUCUUCAUCUCAUAACAUACAAGUACUAACUUCCGUAUCUAUAGUAUUCGAAGCAUGGCCCAGUCGCCCCCCGUGGCACAGUAUUCCUGAUGGACCAGAACACCCAUCUCGACCAAUCCCGCGCCAAUGUGGGAAAGCCGGAGCCAACCAAGCUCAGAAUUCAGAUCAAGGACACACAAGGAAACCUCGCAAUCCAUAAGCAUCCAAGAAAAAAGGAAGCGAAAUGGGAUGACCCAGCCUGGGUCAGCAAUUUGAACAAAUGGCGAUCCCAGACUUUCCGUCGCACCUUCCGUCUCGAUCCUGCCUUCGUCAAGAACGAAACACGUACAAAGUGGACUAUAGGCGAGUUUGAAUGGUUCAAACGCCUCCUGAAGAAGCGAGCCAAGACUACCCGAACCAAGAUGUCUCUUGCCGAUUUCAAGAAGAUCGCGCGUAAGCACAAUCGUCGUUGGGAGGGUGAGACCAUCAGAGUAGGCGAGGCAUUGCACAGGGGAAAAGGAAAUGUCGUGAAGAAGCCUCAGACAAUCCCGGCGCGUACGGCAACUGCACUUCAAGCGAUGUACAUACGUGAUCCUAAUCUCCUCAACACCGUAUACAGCUAUAUCCCUGGCCACUUCGUUAGGGAUGAGGAUGGAGAGGAUGAAUUGGAUGUCGACGGCGGUGAUGUUGCGCAAGCCAAGAUGACGGAGGGCUCCAAUGGACAAGGCGAUGAUGAAGACUCGAAUAUGGCAGAUGUUGGAGGUGAUAGCGAGACCAGCGACGAAACAUCCGAUAGCGAGAACUACAACGAGGGUGAGACCGACGCGCAUCUCGAGGACUCAUCCGACGAUGAAAAGGAUGGCAUGCGCCCUGCAUCCAACCAGACUGGAGCUGUUCUCAUUCCUACUUGA
Molecule: messenger RNA, 1458 nt
Organism: Hymenoscyphus albidus
Lineage: Eukaryota; Fungi; Ascomycota; Leotiomycetes; Helotiales; Helotiaceae
Source: the annotation of a GenBank genome assembly